Messenger RNA from Passer montanus (Eurasian tree sparrow), 9303 nucleotides. RefSeq names its product nuclear receptor interacting protein 1 (gene NRIP1). Gene Ontology annotation, biological process: regulation of transcription by RNA polymerase II. Bases 871 to 4359 code for a protein of 1162 amino acids. The transcript has 4 exons. Gene Ontology annotation, molecular function: signaling receptor binding; transcription coregulator activity. Gene Ontology annotation, cellular component: nucleus. The record is from RefSeq and is a predicted model, not a curated record. NCBI's taxonomy places the organism in Eukaryota, Metazoa, Chordata, Aves, Passeriformes, Passeridae.
CUCCGGUGCUGUCGCUCCUAAGUUUGUUUCCCGGGGGCUCUGCGACUUCAUUCAGAUUAAUUAGAGAGGGCAGGAGGGGAUGGGAUCCGCGUACGUGCGGCCGCCCUGCCCUGCCCGGGCGGGGCGGGGCGGGGGGCGCAUCCCUGCAUGCCCGCAUCCCGCCUGCCUCCUGCCGGGAGGUUACCAAAGGGUUAAGAAACUUGGCUGGAGAGAUGAAUGGCGCGGCGCGGGGAGGGGCCGGGCUGCGCCGCGGCGGGCGAGGUGGAAGGCGGAGAGGGAGGAUCGCGGCUGCGGGUUAGGCUUUGAAAGUCAGCCUCGCAGGCAUUGCAGCAGAGCCCCGAGCCGCGGAGAGCAGCGCAGCGGAGCUCGGCUCGCCCUAUCCAGCAUGAAAUUUUUGAGGAAGACAAUUAAUACAUCCUUGGACUCCUGAAGGAAGAGCUUUCCUAAUGGAAUCACAUUCAAGGAAGGAGUGAAAACCAGAUUCACAAAGAUCCUGCACUGACAUUUGAAAGGAAUUUUAUGUGCUUGGUGGAGAUGGAAAAGGAAGAAAAGCAAGCUGGUCUCCAGAAGAAAGAAGGCAGCAAAUAUUUAAUGGAACUUUUUUUCUGUGAAACCAUGUUUUGAGUGUUCCUCCUAGACGUCGUCCAUAAAUAUCCUAGAUAUCAGCUGAUUGCUAUGAUUGGAGACCUGGCUCAUCAAACAGUGUACACUGGGAGAAGCCUGCCUAGGAUAAUACAUUUUCUAUUGUUUCUGAAAGUCUCUAAGAAAACACUGUAGACAUCUACCUGUUAUUAACUCUGCAUCUUGAUUGAGCAAAACUAGUCUUCGAAGUGAACAGAAACAGAGCCUUUUUGGAAACUUUUAUUGAACAUGACUCAUGGAGAAGAGCUUGGCUCUGAGAUGCACCAGGAUUCUGUUGUUCUAACUUACCUAGAGGGAUUACUAAUGCAUCAAGCAGCAGGAGGCUCAGGUACUGCAGUUGACAAAAAGUCCACUGGGCAUAGUGGGGAGGAUCAAAACUUUAAGAUUUCAGGAAAUAUAUUUCCCAGCUGUCAGAGUAAUGGUCCAGUUCUUAACUCAAGUACGUAUCGGGGAUCUGGCAUGCUGCACCUCAAAAAAGCAAGACUGUUGCAGUCUUCAGAAGACUGGAAUGCAGCAAAGAGAAGGCGGUUGUCUGAUUCCAUUGUGGAUUUAGAUGGAAAAAAGGAAGCUUUGUUGGCUGGCAUGGUUGAAAAUGUGCCUAAAGGCAAACAGGAUAGCACAUUACUUGCCUCUUUGCUUCAGUCAUUCAGCUCUAGGCUGCAGAGCGUUGCUCUGUCACAGCAGAUUAGACAGAGUCUUAAGGAGCAAGGGUAUUCUCUAGGCCAUGAUUCUUUACAAGUGGAGAAAGAUUUAAGGUGCUAUGGUGUUGCAUCCAGCCACCUGAAGACUCUGCUGAAGAAGAGCAAAGCAAAAGAUCAGAAGCUGGACAGCAGCCUGCCUGACAUCACUAAGAACCUGCCCAAAGAGAGGUUUAUAGAAUCUCCUCACGCGGUGCAGAGCAGCCCCAAGGUGAUGAACGAGCCCCUGUCGUGUGCUGCAAGGUUACAGGCUGUUGCAAGCAUGGUGGAGAAACGAUCCAGUCCUGCUGCUUCGCCCAAGCCCAGCGUAGCGUGCAGCCAGCUGGCUUUGCUCCUUUCCAGUGAAGCCCACUUGCAGCAGUACUCCAGGGAACAUGCUUUAAAAGCACAAAAUGCCAAUCAGAUUGCAAGCGAGAGACUCGCGGCCAUGGCCAGGCUACAAGAAAGUGCUCAGAAGGACAUAGGCCAGUUUGGUUUGGCCAAAGGAAUGACAAGCCAUCUCAAUGGUCAAGCAGGAUCAUCCCCCAAAGCAGUCACUAGCAAGGGCAAUGUGGCACCGUUUCAGAGUUCAGUGGGAAUCAUGCACUCGCCUCCCAAAACUGUGGGAUACAAAAGUACUGUGGAAAGGAGUAACUUGAAAACCUCUCCCAGCAACAGUUUGCUCUUACAUCUGCUGAAAAGCCAGAAUACCACCAAGCAGGUGAAAGGGCGUGAGCAGAGCGAGAGAGGCAGCAUUUUUGAAGACAGCAGCACACCAACAACUGUUGAUGAGUAUUCAGACAACAAUCCCAGUUUCACAGAAGACAGCAGUGAUGAUGAAAGCUCCCAUUCUAACUGUCUUCCUAUAGACCUUUCCUUUAAACAGAGGACAGAUAAACCAGAUGCAGGUGCAUCUGCAUCACUGGAUAACCUGACUCAGUCCUUGCUUCGUAACUGGGAUCCAAAAGUUUCGUGUCCAGAGAACAAGGAAGAGAAAGACACUCCGAAAGCUUCUAAGCUGAAUCCUCACCAGAAAGUAACACUACUUCAGCUGUUACUUGGGCAUAAGACUGAAGAACAGGUAGACAAGAGCAAUGAUCCUCAGGGACCACACAGUACAGCUGAUGUGGCAAAAUUCACUGUACAGACUGGGAAAAGGACUCCUGUUGCUGACAGUCCCAGUGCCAACCGAAUGACUCCGUUAAGCACUCCACCCUUGCUGGCUUCUGCAAAAGCAGACUCUCCUAUAAAUCUCUCACACCAGUCACUGGCUGUCAAGCGGAGCUCGCCACCCUAUGCCUGCAGCAUCCAGCCGGACAGACUGAUGAAUUCUGCGUCCAAACACUUGAUAGACCUGUCCAAAAGCAAGGAAAUUCAAGGAGCUAAGCUGAGCAGGACUGAUAGUCCCCAGAACUCCUCGGCAUUCAGUGCCAGCAAGCUGCUGCAGAACCUGGCUCAGUGCGGCAUGCAGAGUUCCAUGUCGAGUGAGGAGCAAAGAGCUAGCAAACAGCUGCUGGCAGGGAACAUGGAUAAACCUGUGGGCUUGAUUGAUAGAUUGAACAGCCCUCUGCUUACGAAUAAAUUGAGUAUGCAUGAAGAAAAUAACAAAAUAUUCAGUUGUCAGCCCGCACCCGCUGAACAAGGACUUCCAGGUUCGGAAAUAGAAAAUCUCCUUGAAAGGCGCACUGUCCUUCAGCUGCUUCUGGGAACUCCCAAUAAAGGUAAAAGUGAAAAGAAAGAGAGGAUGCUUUUAAGAGAUGAAAGUUCUCAAGAACAGACAGACAAGGCUUUGAAUGAGCAAAUAUUGACGGUGAAAAUAAAAACUGAACCAUCUGACGAAUCAAAUGUUCCUUAUAAUUCAAAUGCACAACAAGUAAGAGAAUGCAAGGGUAACAAAUUCCAAGGGUUUGCUCAUUCACUGCAGAGAAACACAGCUGCUUCUCCAGCAUCCGAGGAGGUGAAAUCUGAGCCUCUUUCACCUCAAGAUUUCUCUUUUUCCAAAAAUGGCCUGCUAAGUAGGUUGCUGAGACAGAAUCAAGACAAUUACCCUGCAGAUGAGCUGGACAGGAGUCACCGAAACAACGAGCUGACACACCAUGAAUCCAAGAAUCUUUGCACAGUACCGAAGAAGAGGAAGCUUCAUGCUGAGCCUUUAGAAAGCCCAUUAAAAAAGAUGAAAAGUAAUGUGUCUGAUGCUGGAAACAAUCAUGCUUCUCCUACCGAGGCACUGUACGGGCCUUUGCUUAACCAGCAAGAACUGAAAUUCAGCAGAAGUGAUGCUGAAUUUAAAUAUGCUGUAAGUCAUGGUUCAAAUAGUGAAACUGAAAAUAGGAGUUGGUCUAGAGAUAGUAAAGGCUUUAAUGUGUUGAAACAGCUGCUUCUCUCAGAAAACUGUGAGAGAGAUCUGUCACAACAUAGGAAUAACAUGCUAACAGAGGGCAAGAAAAAAGGAAACAAAACCAGUGCAACAAUCAAUAAACCUGAAUUCACCAUUUCUUCAGUAAGAUCGUUGGUGGGAAGCCCUGUGCAGCAGAACAAUUGUGUAGAUCACAGAACAUUUCAGUAUCCCGUAGCAGUGAAAAGUCCAGCCAGCUCCCCCUUCCCUGAACAUCUGGGGAGUACGGUGUCCAGACUGGAGUCCGACCAGUUCAGCAUGUGUUCCAUGCCCAGUGAGAAGGGCCCCAUCAGAUGGGUGAUCACGGGCAUGGACAAGAACGAUUAUGAGAAAGACUCUCCGAGACUGACCAAAACCAAUCCCAUAUUGUACUACAUGUUACAGAAAGGUGGCAGCUCUGUCAGCAGCCAAGAAGCACAUGACAAAGAAAUUUGGAAUGAACCUUCAUUUACCGAGAGCGCAACUCGUGUUACAAUCAAAGAGGAGUUGACAUCUGACUCAGAGCUUAAAACUCCUUUCAGUAAUUUAAGAAGCCCUUACAACAGCCAUAUGGGGAGUAACACCUCUCAUCAGCACGGUGGUGUGAAUGGAGAAGUGCAUGGACUUCUGGAAAAAGUGCGAACAAUCAAAAAAGAGCCAGAAUAAACUGCAGCCUCCUCAGUGAGUUUACAAUCAGCGGUUUUGAAUCUUUGUUUAAAAAAAAAAAAAAAAAAGAAAGAAAAGAAAAAAGAAAAAUGAGUAUGAACUUCACACUGUAUAAAUUGAGCAUGAUUUAAAAAAAAAAAGCAUGGUCUAAUUGAAAUGUUUUCAUUUGAUAAACUUUUUAUUUUUCUGGUGAUGUUAUUUAAAAUACAUGUAGAUAAAAUUUGCUUUACAGUAGAUUGUCACAAGGAAACUAGAAGGGUUGUAAUUUGUACAAGACGUUUCUGUAUGUAUCAGAUUAAGUUAUGAGUACUCUUUGAUCAGAGUCUUAUUUGGAUCUGCAAGCUUUUGGUAUAACAUAAAGUGUAAGCGUACAGCCUAGGUGGUGGUAAUGCUGCGUUUUCUCCCUCCCUGUAAAAUAAUCCUUAUUUUUUUGAAGGCUGAGCAUAGAGACAGUGUACUUUUUUUUUUUUCCUGAAUGUUUUAAUAUGUUUUGUGAAAAUUUUAAGAAUAACUUUUAAGAAGUGGAGCAGUCCGUCCAAGGUAUUAGCUCGUCAUAUUGGAAAACCUGCGUCAGUGUUAAUAAUUGAAGUGCACUGAAAUGUAUUUUUUAGUGCUUCCAAAAUUUGUAUUGUUAUUUUUAAAUCUUGUUUGUGGUCCUGCCAGAAUAGUGGUGUAAAAUCUAUUUUUCUUCCUUGCCCUGCUCUCAACAAAUGCCUUCCUCAGAAUUCUUAGCCAUAGUUAUGAGUUACUAGUUAGAAUUAAGGGUUUUUUCUAGGUUUUUAUAAAAAAGGCAGAUUUUCAUAGGCCGUGCAAGUACUGCAUGAGUCCUUUUGUCGGCACAUUCCUGUCACUUUCCUGCCUAAAAGGGGAAAGCCAAAAUGCCUCUUGGAGUAGUGUGAUUGAGAAGGCUUAGUACAUGUAUUCAGUGAGGAAAAUGCUGGAAAGCUUGUGAAGGGGAUGAACAGAAUUGUGUUCAGCACCAUCCUGCUUCCCUGUGGAAGAAUACCAGCUGCACUAAAACAGCACAUCAGACUUCCACUCAAAGAUGGAAUAGGAUUUUAAUGAAAAAUGUGUUGGCCUCUUCCUGCAACCAGGGAAAAGAAUCUAUAAUCUGCCAAUAUUUAUUACUCUCUGAACAGCUGAUACAUGGUUUAAUGCACUACCCUUUCACUGCAGAAAAUCUGGCUUUAGAAUAAUUUUCCAGGUAGCACUGAGGAUAAAACUGUGGUUUUGUCAUGUUCUGUAAUGGAUAGUGGGAUAUAUCUGAGAAAUCCUUCCCUGCCCUUUUCCUCAAUCCCCACCUGUGCUGUGAUUUGUAACAUCUGGCACUAUCAGCCUGAGAUGGGAGGAACUGAAAAUUGCAGUCAGAGCUGAGACAUCUUAAAAGAAUUGCUGGCUGGGGAAGAGUGCUGUGGCUCUGCUUUCCCGUUAGCACUGUCAGUGUUAACUCCAUUUGCAGCCCUUAUUUCUCUGGGGGCAGGAAGAGGACAAAAUCCAGUUCCUCUAAAUUAUAUGAAUUACUGGCAAGCAGAAGUUUUGCUGAACUUUUUACUCCCCUUAAAAAAAACAAGUUCUCUGUGGCUUCUUGAUUUCACAGAUAAUCCUCUCUGCCAUCAGCAAGCAGCUCAGCAGUUGGCUUGCACAAAUAACGAAAGCUGCACUCUGGUUUAAUGUUGUCUGUUUUCAGCGUGGCGAGCCAGUGACAUGACAAAACUGCUGUUUCUGUCCAUCCCGUGUCUGCAUAGCAGACAUCAGGGACGGGGCAUUUUGCUCUUUUCCAUCUGGUUUGGUUUCAGAGAUCCUUCUCCCAGACUCGUGUCUUGCUGAGACAGAGCAGGCUGUUGUCCCCCUCUUGUCCCUGUCCCCAGCCCGAGAUCAGUUCCUCCUCUUUCCAGUGCAGUUCCUACUGAAAGGGACUUCUUCUGUCUGACAGCUGGAAAAUGCACCACUAUUCUGUUUUGCCUCCCUCUGGGGGAUACCUUCUUUUAGGGAACACAAAUAUUUGGCAGUAUCUGGUAUAAAACAUUCCCCCUGGUUUUUAUGAGAAAUAACAGAGCAAUUUAAAGAUAUAUUUUUAUGUUACUUCGGUGAAGCAUAAUAUAUUAAUGGGCUGUACAAAGAAGAUUUAUAUUUUAAAACCUUCACACAAAUCUAAUAUCAUUUUAAAUGUCAUUGUCUGAAGUAUAAUAUAAAAAUAAAAUUUUGUUUGUCUUUAAUAUUGCAUUUAUAAGUAGCCCAAUGACAAUUCAGAUGUCUCAUAGAAUAAUCAUUAAUGAGAUAAAGUAUAUUUUGGAUUGACAGUGGAACUGAAUUCUUUUUAUAUGAGUCAACCCAGCAGAAAUAUUAAAAAGAUGGUAUUUGUUCCAUCCAUUAAAUGUCUUUUAAAGUCUUAAUUGAUUAUUUUUCUUGAAACAAUGUGUAUAUAGUUAGGAAAUAUAUACAAUAUAGAAUAAUAGAUGGUCCCCAGACUAAAUACAGGGCUAUAAUUUGCUUGAAGAGCUCCACAGAAAAAUGCAGCAUGAGAGGAUGUGGAAUUAUCUGGUGGAAAAAACUUCUCCAAAGUUAAGUUGACAUGAAGAGUGGGGAAGAGAUUCUGACCCUAGCAAAAAAUAACACUGGAAUCGAGCAAUGUGCUGACCUUUGUAUUUAUUCUAGGGUAGUCUAUUGUUAUAAUAUAUACUUUUGAACAUUUAGUUUUGGAAGUUUUGUAAAACCGUUAAAAUGUUAACAGUUUGACCAGUUAAGGAUUUAGCUUUCUUUUUAGUUGAUGUUAACAAAAGGGUAUUGCCAUUCUCACAGACGUCAGUAAACUCUAAGAUAAAAGAAUUUCAGUUUGGGACGUGGCGUUCAUGGAAGAAUCUCCUCUCCUGUAGACAUUGCACUCUCAAACAGCAGGUAGCAAGGCUGAGGCCCUUGAGAGAGGGCAGGACAUGCCAAGGGAAUGCUCAGUCAGCUGCUAAGAGGGCAGCUGUCUCCUCCUGUAUGGAAUUCUCCAGUAUCGCUGGUGUUACCCCCUCCCUAGGGAAGAGAGAGGUCUUUGAAUCUACCCCAUCCACAUUUACAGCGUUGACACCUUAGGACCAAAGGCUCUUUAAUUUUUUUUUUUGUCAUGUAGCAUGGGUGAGUGAAAAGGAGUUGCUAUUUCUUUCCUUGGGGAUUUUUCCAUCAGAAAAGAGGGGUGUGGGAGCUGGGUUUGUUGUCCCAGGAGGGACUGGUAGGGCUGGCCACGUUUUCCCAAGCAGCUCUAAGAUCCCCAAUUUCCACCAGUCCCUGUAGAUGAAUUGCAAAUCAAGGUCAUCUCUUGAGUAGCCCUCGGUACUCUGAGCAACUCCUGUUUCCUCUAGGCCUUUAGACUACAGAUUUGGAGAGAAAUGGGGUCUUGGCAGAGCAGUGCAGGAUCAGUGGGUGCUGGUGUGUGAUCCCACCAUCAAAAGAGCAGGGAGGGAACAGAGAGCACAUCUCAGUUACAGCCAGCAGAGACUGCUGGGGGAAAGCUGCCUCCAGCUCUCAGACCAGUGAGGAAGCGAGUUAGGGAAUUGUCUCUAUACCAUGCUAGGAGUGCAGUUGCAGCUCCUUGGAGCUUGGACCUGAAUUAACUCUGCCCCCCUUAGCUGGAAGGGCUGGGGCUGCAGCAGCCGCGUUGUGGAGACCCCAGUGCCUUGCUCGAGGGUGGAGCGCCCAAACCCGCUGGAUUUGGGGAUUGACUCGGAAUUGCCACGCAGAUAUGCCUUUUCUUUCCAGAGGGAAGUGUCUGGGACUCAGACAUCCAGGUUUCUAGUGUCUCCUCUGCCAAAGCUUGAGGAAAAGAUGGUGGGUAACGCUUGACCACUGAAGUGGAGAGCUGGAGGGCUUCUCUACUGAUACCACAUAUCUGGGCAGCUCAGUUUGAGAAGUUUAUAUGAGAUCAAAAGGGAAUUCAGCCAUAAGUUUUACUUUUCGUAGCCAUUUACUCUUAGUGAAGUUUUUAAAUUUUUAAUUUACAAAUGUUUUUAAAAGAAAGGAGUGGUUUAAAUUUUCCCUGUUAAAUGUUGGUGAAAGUAUUACAGCUCUCAUUGACGUCAGUGACAUGAUAUUACCAGUUUGUUCUCUGCCACAUCUUACAGAGGAGUAAACUGGUAAGUAUAUAUUAUAUAUAUAUAUUUAUAUAUAAUGUAAAUAUGUUGACUUGUUACGCCUAUAAUAUGUUGAAAUUGGUUUUUAAAAGGUGAUGUAAAUAGUGGUUUCCUUAAUGAAAAAUACAUAUUUUGUAUUGUUCUAAUGCAAAGGAAAAAAACCUUUUAAUCUUUUUUGUUAUGUAUAUUCCAUGUAUAAGUGUAAAUAUGAUCACAUAGGUUUAAAAACUUUUGCAUGUAUGUAUACAGUUGCAAGUCUGGAAGAAUGUAUAGAAAAAUUCUUUUAUUUAAAGUUGUGAUUAACUGCUGCAUGAAAAGUGCAUGGGGGACCCUGUGCAUCUGUGCGUUGGCAAAAAAAAAAAAAGUCUUAACAAGUCAGGUCAGUUCAAAACACAACAGUAUUCCACUUCUGGACAUGACUUCUGCUGUGGUAUUUUAGCUUUGUGAAAGAAUGUGCUUCAAUUCAAAAGGGUCUGGAAAAAAAAAAUGCAAACCUACUUUUAAAACAUGAAGUGCUCAUACAACUAUUAAUAAGUCAUGUAAGUUCAGGACUACAUUUUGCGUAAUUGAAAUAUUGUACCUGGACUAUUCCAUCCCUGUAAAACAAAGGAGUAUUGAUUUUCAUUGCCAUACAUAAGAAUUUGGGAUUUUACCACAACCAGUUUUAUUGUGAUGUGUCUUCAGUAAUUUAACUGGUCUCAUUUUUUUUAUUAGAAAUUAAUUUCCUCAUGUGGUGUCACAAAACUGUACAUACUGCAGUGUGAAGUUUUUUUAAAUCUUUCAGUGUUUACUUCCUGCAGAAGAUUUGAAUAAAUGAGAAAAAUGCAUUGUC